Messenger RNA from Zea mays, 3045 nucleotides. RefSeq lists its product as uncharacterized. The transcript has 15 exons. Gene Ontology annotation, cellular component: endoplasmic reticulum membrane. The record is from RefSeq and is a predicted model, not a curated record. Gene Ontology annotation, biological process: fatty acid elongation; very long-chain fatty acid biosynthetic process; sphingolipid biosynthetic process. Gene Ontology annotation, molecular function: 3-hydroxyacyl-CoA dehydratase activity. NCBI's taxonomy places the organism in Eukaryota, Viridiplantae, Streptophyta, Magnoliopsida, Poales, Poaceae. The coding region runs from base 2147 to 2830 and encodes 227 amino acids.
UACGAAAUUCUUUUGACAUCUGCAUCUGUACCAUCUUCGCUUUUCUCUCAGAAUUCAGCUGGAAAAAAAACAGCUAUUACUGUCGUGAUCACAGGGUUACCGUGACCGAGUUGUAGAGAUUGAGGAGGGCUGCCGACGGAUAGAAGAAAUUGCAGCUUUUCUCGGAGAGCUGAAAAAGAGAGGAAGAAAAUAGAAAGGGCAUGUUCAUUCUGCUAAGCACACACGGAUGGAAUUGGCGCGGGCGGCGGGAAGGCAGUUGCGCAGCUGGAGGCUGCUGCAACAGUGGCAAUAACUCCCGCUGCCCACCGGCUCACCUGUCCUUCAUCCGCCCCGAUCCGAACCCAUUCAAUUCCAAAUUCACAACCCUGCCAGUGGUUGGCCCGCCGCUGCCAAAUCGAAUCGGACUCCGAUCCGUGCAGCCCACCGGCGAGACGGCGAGACGCCGAAGCUAGCACACUUCAUGCCAUCUGUCUGACGUGAUGCGUGUGGCCUCUCUGCUUUUACUGGAUCCCUAGCCAGCUCAGGAGAAACUCAGAAUAGUACUAUAGCCAAGUCCAUCCAGUCCUUUCGCGGCGUCUUCCUUGCUCACCGCGGCUCCGGCGAUGUCGGCCGCCGGCUCGGCGGCUCUACCUCUCCGUCUACAACUGGGUCGUCUUCUCCGUCUACAACAGCCGCCAUCAUGGAGAUUCUUCAUGGGCUUGUAGGGUUGGUGAGGUCUCCAGUCUCUGCAACUCUUCCACAAAUUGGAUCCAGAUUAUUCCUCACGUGAGGUGUCUUGUGGAGUUUUCCCGAGACCCAGUCACAUCUUCUUGCUACUGCCCUGAUCAUAAGCUGGUCUGUCACUGAGAUCAUCAGGUACUCUUUCUUUGCAAUGAAGGAGGCAUUUGGAUCUGCACCUUCCUGGUUAUCAUGGCUUUGGUAAAUUUGGAUUUUUCCUCCGAAUCUGGAGAGUAAUCCUACCACCUUUGCCAAGGAAAUUUCCCUUGAACGUGUUUUUGCGUACUGAUCGUCUGCACGUACAGCAGCUUUAUGCUGUUCUAUCCUACUUGUAUCUCUAGUGAAGUUGGUCUGAUCUACAUGGCUUUGCCUUACAUGAAGGUACACCGAUCCUACUAGAAAACCGAAGAGGUAUAGUAUGCAUGCUGUUCACAUCUCAUAACUACCAUUUUUAACCGUUUUUUCUUGUGGGACCACAAUUUCAAGCAUCGGUCUUAGGCCCUGUUUGGGAGGGCUUCACUUCAAUUAUUACAGCUUUGAUUUUGCAGCUUCACAAUGAAAGCCUCAACAGAUUAGUCAGCGGUGUUCAAGAGUGUUUGGUUUGCACAUACACUCUACCUUUUAUAAUACAGUAAAUUUGUGUGAUUUUUCCUUAAAUAUCCUUGAUGAUUAGCGGGUGAAGAAAGAGAUCUAAAUCGAUAAGUCAUGUAAUCAAUGUCAUGGUAGGUAAUUUUUGUGCAACUUCAUGAGAAAGUAUGAAAACGGUGUUUUUAAAGCACCCUUCGAGAAGCUUUAAAAAUUUUAUGAAAUUGGUCUCUGGUUUCAGUUUUUUUUUUAAACUAUAGCCGGUGGAGGUAAAAUAGACUUGAAAUUCUUGAAGUGAAGCUCUCCGAGCCAUAAGAUGCGCAACACAUGGAACUUGUCAUACGACUACUUGUACCCAUCUGUUCUUGCCCUCCUGGUUUAUGUUCCAGGUAAGCCUUUCCCUUCUCUCGGCUGCUGCUGUACCGCUUUACUUAGAUCUAGCAAACAAUGUAUGAUUAUCCUGUGUCCAGGAACAUUUUUUAUUAUGGCAGUUCAUCAUGUAUGAUUCUUAUAUUGAACUUGUUUUCUCUUGAAAAGAUGAGAUGUGUCUCAUUUUAUUUUCUCUUUUUUUUUGUGGAAAACGAACAUCAUCUGAGGAGUUGGAUUGCAAAAGACCCCUUCGCUAAUCGGAACAAAAAAAAAUCCCGUUCGCCGGCUCCUCCCGUCGUGCCCUCGGAUAUAUGGCCAUCGAUUCUGAGUUCUGGCCACAUCAAUCCCCGGGAUUUAGAGGCUGUUUGUUCGUGGCUAAAUAUGUCACACUUUGAUUAAGGCCGUCAAAGCCACCACCUUAAAGCCAUGGGCAGCAGCAUCUCAGGGUCUUCGUCUUCCUCCCUGCAGCGCUUCAAUGGCGGCGGGUGACGACGGGUCGGCGGUUCGGCGGCUCUACCUCUCCGUGUACAACUGGGUUAGCUUCUUCGGAUGGUUGCAGGUGCUGUACCACGUGACCUUGGCGCUGUUGGGUAGCGGCCAUCAGGCCGUCUACGCUGCUGUCAAACUGCCACUCCUGUUCUCACAAACUGCUGCCCUAGCAGAGAUUCUUCAUUCUAUUACAGGGCUCGUGAGAUCUCCAAUCAGCGCAACUCUUCCACAAGUUGGUGCGAGGAUAUUUGUUACCUGGUGCAUCGUCUGGAGUUUUCCUGAGACACAGUCCCAUGUCCUCGUUACUUCCUUGGUCCUAAGCUGGUCUAUCACUGAGGUCAUCAGAUACCCUUUCUUUGGCUUGAGGGAGGCAUUUGGGAUCACACCUUCCUGGCUCCUAUGGCUCAGGUACAGCACGUUCACUGUACUCUACCCUGUUGGGCUGAUCAGUGAGCUCGGCUUAAUCUUCACUGCCAUGCCUCACAUGAAGGGAAGGUCCUUCUACAUCUGCGCUGCACUGACCACUAUCUACAUUCCAGGAUCAGGAUCUGACAUGACAUGGCGCGCUCUGCUGCAUGCUGCUUCUUUUUGGCUCUCAGCGUUCCCGCACAUGUACGGUCACAUGCUCGCCCAGAGGAAGAAGAACCUGUCCAAGGCGAAAGCCGCAUGACGCUCCAGACGAGCCUAGGCCUCACUGUCCCAGACGGAGAGUAACCACUGUCUCUAACCACGGGAUGUCAGAGUGCACUACUCUUAUCAGGUGGCAAUAACACCGGGGUUGUACCAAGGAAUAUACUGGAUAGCUCUUCCAUGGGCAAAUCAAUAAUAAAUAAAAUCACCAUUUAUAUAAGUGGAUACUCUUUUUUUUAAAAAAAAAUACACAUA